This is a messenger RNA of Lolium perenne, 381 nucleotides long. The record is from RefSeq and is a predicted model, not a curated record. NCBI's taxonomy places the organism in Eukaryota, Viridiplantae, Streptophyta, Magnoliopsida, Poales, Poaceae.
AUGAAGUACGACGACGCGAGGCUGCUCUGCGCGCUGGGCCUGGUGCUGCUCUGCGUGGCGGCCAACUUCCAAGGCGCGCACUGCUUCGGCUUCAGCGGAGGCCAUGGAGGUGGCGGCGGAGGCCACGCAAGCGGCGGGGGCGGAGGCCACUACGGCGGCGGGAGCAGCGGCGGCGGGAGGAGCAGCGGAGGCGGGGGAGCCCGUCCGGUCGUCUACGGGGCUGGCGCGGGCGCGGUCGCCGGUGCGGGUGCGGGCGCGAUCGCCGGCAGGGCCUGGUCGGAUCCGUACAGCGCCGCCGGCGAACCGCGUGGCCGUGGCGUCUCGGGGGUAGCCGGUGCCGCCGUCUUCCUUGCGGCCGCGGCGAUCUUUCGGCGGCUCUGA